CCACCGCCCCACAAGGCUUUGCGCUCCCUCCCGCCCAAGAUGGCGCUGCUGGGCGCCGCGCCGAGCUUGGCGGCGGCCGCUUGUCGCCGGCGGCGCCUGCUCCUCGCCCUCGCCCUGCUGAGGCCUCCGUCCGCUGCCGCCUGCUCGCACGGCUGGGCGGCGGGGAGAGGGCGGCAGCGGGCCCGGGGCGCCCCGGGGAGCGGCGAGAUUUUACCAAUCUGCAAGCAAAGACCAUGGCAGAGCCUGGUGGGAGGUUAUUCAAGACCGUUAUUGGAGGCAUCAGAGAUCUUCCCAAGGUUGCGACUGAUAGAGAAGAGGAUGUGUUGGCAUGGUCAUGCAGGUGGAGGGCUUCACACAGAUCCAAAGGAAGGGCUGAAGGAGAUAGAUGCCAAAAAGAUUGUCAGAGCAAUGUUGUCUUACGUGUGGCCCAAGGACAGACCAGACCUGCGAGCCAGAGUAGCCAUAUCUCUGGGGUUCUUGGCAAGUGCAAAGGCCAUGAAUAUACUGGUUCCUUUCAUGUUCAAAUACGCAGUGGACAACCUCAACCAGAUAUCAGGAAACAUGCUGAACCUGAGUGAUGCACCGAAUACCGUCGCAACUGUGGCAACUGCUGUUCUCAUUGGCUAUGGCAUCUCAAGAGCUGGGGCAGCAUUGUUUAAUGAAGCUAGAAAUGCAGUAUUUGGGAAAGUAGCGCAAAAUUCAAUCAGAAGGAUAGCAAAGAAUGUGUUUUUGCAUCUUCAUAACCUGGAUUUAGCAUUCCACCUAAGUAGGCAAACCGGAGCUCUGUCAAAAACCAUUGACAGAGGAACGAGAGGUAUCAGCUUUGUUCUUAGUGCACUAGUAUUUAAUCUGGGACCUACCAUGUUUGAAGUGGCGCUAGUCAGUGGAAUUCUGUACUACAAAUGUGGUGCGGAGUUUGCAUUAGUAACCCUGGGGACACUGGGAGCAUAUGCAGCAUUCACAAUAGGAAUUACGCAGUGGAGGACUAAGUUUCGAAUAGAAAUGAACAAAGCAGAUAAUGAUGCAGGUAAUGCUGCAAUUGAUUCGCUACUAAAUUAUGAGACUGUGAAGUAUUUUAAUAAUGAGAAAUAUGAGGCCCAACGGUAUGAUGGAUUCUUGAAGACAUAUGAAAAUGCUUCUCUGAAGACUACCUCUACUUUAGCUCUCCUCAACUUUGGACAAAGCGCUAUAUUUAGCGUUGGCUUAACAGCCAUCAUGGUGCUUGCUAGCCAGGGCAUUGUUGCAGGCAGCCUGUCUGUUGGAGAUCUCGUAAUGGUGAAUGGAUUGCUGUUUCAACUUUCUCUUCCCCUGAACUUCCUGGGAACAGUAUACAGAGAGACAAGACAAGCACUUAUAGAUAUGAAUACACUGUUUACGCUUCUCAGUGUAGAUACCAAAAUCAAAGACAAAGAACUGGCUCCACCCCUGCAGAUCACACCACAGACUGCUGCCAUCGCCUUUGAUAAUGUGCAUUUUGAAUACCUUGAGGGGCAGAAAGUCCUUGCUGGCGUGUCUUUUGAAGUCCCUGCAGGAAAGAAAGUGGCCAUUGUAGGAGGUAGUGGGUCAGGGAAAAGCACAAUUGUGAGAUUGUUGUUUCGUUUCUAUGAACCUCAGAAAGGAAAUAUUUAUGUUGCUGGCCAGAACAUACAAGAUGUCAGUUUGGAAAGUCUGAGAAAGGCAAUAGGAGUUGUACCUCAGGAUGCUGUUCUGUUCCAUAACACCAUCUAUUACAAUCUGCUCUAUGGCAAUAUCAGCGCAACACCAGAAGAGGUGUACGCCGUAGCAAAGUUGGCAGGAAUCCACGAUGCUAUUCUCCGAAUGCCUAAUGGUUACAACACCCAAGUUGGUGAACGAGGCCUCAAGCUCUCAGGAGGAGAAAAGCAAAGAGUUGCAAUUGCUAGAGCCAUGUUAAAGGAGCCACUUAUUUUUCUCUAUGAUGAAGCCACAUCUUCUUUAGAUUCAAUUACGGAAGAGAAUAUUCUCAGUGCUAUGAGGGACAUAGUGAAACACCGAACGUCAGUUUUCAUUGCCCACAGGUUGUCGACAGUAGUUGAUGCAGAUGAAAUCAUUGUGCUGGAUCAGGGUAAAGUUGUGGAACGUGGUAGACAUGCAGAACUUCUUGCAAGUCCUAGCAACCUCUAUUACGAAAUGUGGCACACGCAGAGCAGCAAAGUACUAAAUAGUCAUAAUGAUCCAAACUGGGGAGAGAAAAGUAAUCAGAUGUCCAAAGAGGAGGAAAGGAAGAAGCUACAAGAAGAAAUUAUCAAUAGUGUGAAAGGCUGUGGAAACUGUUCAUGCUAAGUAUGAUCCUGGAUUAAUCUGUUAUAGCAGGUUCCAAUACACACAAGGUUACAGUGAAGCACAGCUCUUGUAUUUUCUUUUUUUUAAGUCAACAUUCAAAAACUUCCUGGGUCUUGCAGUUCUGCGGUUUUACAGUUUCAGAGGGACAUAAUUUCAGCCAAAGGAGUUUUAAUUCUACAUCUUUGCAAAUCUCCAACGUUCAGUGGCAAUCUGCAAGAGUUGAGUUUUUUCAAAAACAAACUUACUUCUCAAGUAAGAGUGUACUUUAUGGCAAUUUUUAGGCAUUGGUAAAUUCUCUUGGUAGUUGCUUUGAGAUGGAUUAUUAAAUUGUAAACAGACUUGUCCUUGAUUUAGAUUUUCUCAUCAUUAUUGAUUGAUAAAUGUCAUGUUUUAAUUGUAAUUAGGCUAAUUUGAGCUCAGUUGCUAGUGAGGAAGAUGCAAUUUAAAUUCUGGAGUGGUGUUCUGGUUUGAAAUUUUCUUCCAUGUGAAGAAGAAGAGACGCUUCAACAAAAUGUUGCAGGUUUCUAGUAGCAAGCUAAGUAUUGGAAUAAUCCACCUCACUCUUAAAAAAAAAAACGCCUUUCAUCACAGACUAUCUGGAAAUGUAUUGGUAUUCUUUUAAAAAAACAUACAAUAUUUUUAAGAGCUGGCAAAAAUCUGGAAUUGAAAAAAUUUGGUACAACUUUACAGAAAAUUUACAGAAAACGUACAAAAGGUUGCAUGCAAAUAUUAAGAAUCUGAAGCUUUUCCUUAAAUUAAAACUAGUGCAAGUUCAGGUUUCCUUAUCUUCAACAGCUGCUAUAGGAGUCAAGGCAGAAUGCAGUCACUUUCUGUUUCAGUGGUGGUCUUAGGGAGCAAUUAGGAUUCAAUAAAAACUUCCAUGAAUUUCUAUUAUGUCAUUAAUGUGUCAAAAAAUGCCUGGAUAAUAUUGAAAGUGUAGCUGUAAGAAUCUCCGGAUUUCAGUAGUCAAAAUGUCUUUAGUGCCCAGAAACCUCAAUCUUUGUGAUUUGCGAGACACUAUGGGAUUGUAUUUUUUUUUUAGGCCUUAUCUCUUCAGGGAGAUUUACCGUAUCUAUUUAUCACUAGUUACUCUGGUAUAAUUCCUCAUCUUGGAAUUAAAAAAUAAAAAAUCUUACUCUUGGAUGAUGAAAAGCAACUGUUUGUUUUUUUUCUGGGAAAUUAUACCAGUAUAAUUACACCCAAUAAUUACGCUAGUAAAUCAGGUGCAAAAUUUCUUAGUGUGGGCACUAGCAAAGCACUGGAUUUGAUGCUUCUGGCAACUUUUUUCUAAAUAGCAUUUAUUCUUUUGUUGUACCCUUCUCUGCAACAAAAUACAGGAACAGUAACUUAAAGGAACUACAACCUUUAUCUUUUCUGCCAGUCACUCAUUUUCCCUCUAUAACAGAUUUUUUUCCUCCACCAUUGUAAUUAAUCCCCAGUUAAAAAUUACUUGAAAAUUGCAUCAAAUGCAAGGACUCUUAUUUUCAUCCUCAGAGUCCACAAGCCUUGCUGAUGUAGUGACAGUUCCGAAUUCCUUUAGCUUACAAUCUUCCUUUUAUUUCUGCUAAUUAAUUCUCUUUUCUUUUUUUAGUUUCUAACAGCAGUGUUGUUGAUUGUAAAGGUGCAGUUAUCUCUGAACUGCCAGAAACAGUUAGCAAAAGGUUGAUGCAAGUGUUGAGAUGUCUCCCUUUCCUAUAUUGUGGCUAAUAAAAAAUAAAAAUAGAUUAAAAAAAAAAAAAAACACCCAAAAAGAAAACAUGUCAUUUCUCUCUGAUCCCCUUCCACACCUCAAGAGCUAGUUUUUGGAAUUAAAUAAUUUUUCUGCUGCUUCAUACAGUGGAUAAUGUACAAAGGCUGUAAAUAGUAUUUCAAUUAAGAACAUUUUUUCCCCCUUUGUCACGAGCUUUAGAAACAAGUCUGAAAAAUGGAGGAAAAGUUUCCUUUUUUUUUUUCCUUGAUGAGCAAUUUCCCAUAUUGCAGGGCUUAGACAUCCUAGUAGUUGUCUGAAGUUGAUGCAGAAGCUAGCGUUAUGUUCUAAACAGCCUGAACCCAAAAGCCAUUUUAAUGCCAAGCUUGAUUGUGAAGGUAAGCUUUCAGGUUAACAAACGAUUAUACAAAGCUGAUGGCUUUCAUCACUGGGGAUGGGUUCUGCAAAUGCCCCAAGGGUCUUGAGUAUUACAGGUUUGGGUCAAAGACUGUUUUCAGAUGUUAAAUACCAGAAGUGGUCAAAGUUUAAACCUGUAAAAGGUUUGGUGUAGCUGUAAGGCCAUUACCUGUCUCUGCCAUCCUUUUUUGGUGCCAACCCACAUGCCGAAGCUUUGAGCAAACUGGAUGACUGCUAUUAAUCCUUAACAAAGACAUUCCCUAAAAAAAGGAGGGUAGUCACACAGGAUAUUUCUUUUAAAGAGUUGCAGUGAGGUUUUGGAGAUGUCUGAUAACUUGAUGUGUUGCGGAGUUGCUAGAUAAACACUCUGGCUUCUUUGUCGCUUUGAGUGAAUGGUUUUUGUGCUCGUCCAUCUGCUUCUUAGGCACAGGUUACAAAAAAAUAAGCUUUCCCGUUAUAAAUUUAGCAGAAAUGGAAAAACAAAAAGGUUAAUGAUAGCAAAAGUUCCCCCUGGUUACCUUUGCAAUUUAAAUGGUGAAACACUUCCUGUAAACGCCGAAAAAGUCAAUGCGUAGCUGAAGAGUUGUAAAUAAGCCAAUGAGGCUCUGCUGUCAGCAGCCUCGCACAGUUCUGUCGAAUGGCUGCAGUGAUAAAAUACUGAGUGAUGCGUUCAGCUUGUGAGCAGGCAUCUUGGAGAAGUAGUAGCAACGCUUGGUGAUUCUUUUGUCUGCUGGAAGGUAAAACUUUUUGUCUCAGGCUUCUUUGUUUGUUUGGAGUUUUUAUGUACUGUGACUCCAAAACCGUUUUCGGCAGACAUUUAACACCCGAUGAUGGGAGAGUCAUGUCUUUGAGGGCUUGGUCGCUGUAGCACACCGGGUCUCAAGAUGGUUUGUAUGGCAUCUUUUUAUAAAGCCUUACAAUUUUAGAGGAAAAAGAUAUAUUUUGGAUCUCAUUCUAAUAACCUCUGUGAAUUUUAGUAAUUCUGCUUCUCUGUAGUCUGAAACACCGCUUAUUCUAAACAGCUUUUCAUAUUCUGGAAAUUUUCCUGGACUUCUAGCUGGUCAUUUUUCAAAAGUCAAGUCAUUUAGUACCAUUAUAAAAUCUGUGUUUUUAGAGUGGAAAAAGCCAUUCACUUUUUUUUAAUGCUCUAUUUAUAAAGGAAAUGUAUUAGUGAAAUAUCGACAUAAAAAAGUGGCUGCUGCUUGCCGGAUCUAGUCUACUGUAAACUUACAGAAUUUAGUUUUAAUUCCUAUGCAAGAUCUUUUAAGCAUGGGAAACAACACGUUUUGCCUAUUGUACCCUCUAGGUUAGCAAACUACGUAGUUGGUGGAGAGGUUGAUGGUGUUUUGGUUGUUACAAAUGGAAGUUUAUAACUUGCUACUUGCAGAUGACCCCUCAGUUUAUUCUCAGCAAUGCUGUUAUAUAGAUUAGUAGUUACCUCCAUCUCUUAAAAUUAAGAUUUUAAAUUAUGUGCAAAUUUCUUUUCCGAAUGGAAAUGUAAAAUAUACAUUGUACAGUAAGCUGAUAAUGUUCAAGAACAACGAGAAGAGCUAGCUUCAGAUCAUAUUGUGUAAACAGCUUGAUGGAAGACUUCUUACCCUGACUCCUCUUGUUCAUCUGUGUACAGAUAAUUAUUACUAAAUAAAGGAUUUAUCUUUGUGAAUAGA
Messenger RNA from Oxyura jamaicensis (ruddy duck), 6072 nucleotides. RefSeq names its product ATP binding cassette subfamily B member 7 (gene ABCB7). Gene Ontology annotation, cellular component: mitochondrial inner membrane. Gene Ontology annotation, molecular function: ABC-type transporter activity; ATP binding; ATP hydrolysis activity. The record is from RefSeq and is a predicted model, not a curated record. The transcript is spliced from 16 exons. Bases 40 to 2301 code for a protein of 753 amino acids. Gene Ontology annotation, biological process: transmembrane transport; intracellular iron ion homeostasis. Lineage: Eukaryota; Metazoa; Chordata; Aves; Anseriformes; Anatidae.